CAGGGAACUAAAAUCACGUCUACAAAUGGAUAAUACUGAGAAGACAAUAUAAAAGCAAAGAGACAAUGCUACUUCCUCUUCUACCCCGCUCCCUCUCCCACACUGCCACUCACUCCCCUCCCUUCCUCACCUUCCUCUGCCGAUCCAUGGCCACCGAGCGCAUCAGCCCAUCCACCACCCGCGUUGGAUGGAUCGGCACCGGCGUCAUGGGCCGCUUCAUGGCCGGCCACAUCAUCAACGCCGGCUACACCCUCACCGUCUUCAACCGCACUCUCUCCAAGGCCCAACCCCUCGUCGACAUGGGGGCCCACUUGGCCCAAUCCCCACUCGCUGUCGCCUCCCAAUCCGACGUCGUAUUCUCCAUCGUCGGCUACCCCUCAGACGUUCGCUCCGUUCUCCUCGAUCCCACCUCCGGCGCCCUCUCCGGACUCCGCCACGGCGGCGUCCUCGUUGACAUGACCACCUCGGAGCCCUCCCUCGCCGACGAGAUCGCCGUCGCGGCUGCCUCCAAGGACUGCGCCGCGAUCGACGCCCCGGUCUCAGGCGGCGACCGCGGCGCCAAGAAUGGAACCCUCGCGAUAUUCGCCGGCGGGGACGAGACAGUAGUCAAGCGCCUGAGCCCGCUGUUUGCCCUUCUGGGUAAGGUUAAUUACAUGGGUGCCCCCGGAAAAGGGCAAUUCGCGAAGCUAGCGAACCAGGUGGUGAUCGCUUCGACGAUGGUGGGGUUGGUGGAGGGGAUGGUGUACGCGCACAAGGCCGGGCUGGAGGUGGGUCUGUUCCUGGACGCCAUCUCGACGGGUGCUGCGGGGUCCAAGUCGCUGGACUUGCACGGGAGUAGGAUCUUGAAGAGGGAUUUGGAGCCUGGAUUCUAUGUGAACCACUUUGUGAAGGACUUGGGGAUAUGUUUGAAGGAGUGCCAGAGAAUGGGUCUGGCUUUGCCUGGGCUGGCUCUGGCUCAGCAGCUCUAUCUGUCGCUCAAGGCUCAUGGGGAGGGCAACUUGGGGACCCAAGCGCUUAUUUUGGCUCUGGAGCGGCUUAAUAAUGUUUCGCUUGAAUCUGCUCCGGCAGCGGCUCCUUCGUCAUAGACUGGGGAGCACAAAUCUAUCUUGUUCUUGGGUCCACUUGCCUUUAUGUUUAGUGGUCUAUGCACCGGUGGGAAGCGUAAAGCAUAUGUGAUGGACAGAGUAUAAGUGGUACUAAAGCAAUAUAUAGGGAAGCAGAUGCAAUGACAGUCUUUUGGAUAACUCUUGACUACUGAGAAGAGGUGUUAUCACUUCCACAGUAUGCAUAGCUGGUAUGUCUCUCUUACACCUCUCCCAUUCCCAUAGGCCAAACAUUGAGGUAUGAUUGAUGAAUGGUGCAGAUUCAUGCCAAUAUUGGCUCUUCUAUGUUGAGUGUUCUAAUAUUCUCUUGAUAUUAGACUGUUCCUUCAUCCUACUCUGGUACACAAAUUUUAAUGUUUAUGGGGACGAUAAGGAUUAUAUAUCUUUAUUAUUGAGUGAGUGUACAUUUACAAUAAUCAACAUAAGUAAUAUAUUACACUUCCCCAUAUGUUUGGUUUAA
Molecule: messenger RNA, 1563 nt
Organism: Corylus avellana
Lineage: Eukaryota; Viridiplantae; Streptophyta; Magnoliopsida; Fagales; Betulaceae
Source: RefSeq, a predicted model, not a curated record